AUGACUGCAAGUCAAUCAAUGAAAGUUUCAGUGAGGUCAAGAGAGAUUGUGAAACCGCAACCAUUAAAGUCCAAGACGGCCAUGAAUGGUGAAGUUGAUGAGGGCGAGCAGAGGCGUCCUCCUUUCAAAUUAUGCUUUCUGGACCAGGUCACUCCACCAUACUACACUCCGCUCGUCCACUUCUACCCUUUGACCAGGAAGGAGAGCAAGAUCGCUCACUGGAGCCCCGAAUUGAUGUCCAAGAACCUCAAGGAAUCGCUAUCCCGCGCCCUCGACUCCUUCUACCCGCUUUCCGGAAGGGUGAAAGACAAUGCCAUCGUUGACGACUUCGAAGCAGGCGUUCCCUUCGUCGAAACUCGCAUCCAGGGCCAUCGUCUCUCCGAAUUUCUCGACCCUCCCAAGCUAGAAUUUCUCAACAAGCUUCUCCCCGUCGAACCAUGUUGCCGCCACACCGAACCGAGGCAGUUGCCUCCUCCACAAACCAUGGAUGGCGCCACCAUAAGCACGUUCCUCGAGACUUGGGCGGCUCACUCCCGCCAAUUAAUCACGCCUGAUGAUAGUGCAAACAAAAUCGUACACGUGUCCGCAAAGGAUUUGUCGGGAGGAUACUCGACUUUCCCGCCUCCGCCAUCUGGCGUCCCGCCUCAGUACGUGUCUUUAAUUGACACGCUGUGGUUUCCACCUGAGAAGAACACCGCCGCCACAGCCGCAACGACCAGGAGAUUCGUGGUCUCGAAUCGCGCGAUAGCCGCCCUGAAAUCUCGGGCGACGGGCGCGGGCAUUGACAAUCCGACAAGGACCGAAGCAAUAUUGGCUUUCGUUUGGAAAUCCAUGCUGGCAGCGGCCGCAGAUUCCGAAUCUCCGAAGCCGUCGUGUCUUUGUCAAGCCGUCAACUUGAGGUCAAGAAUGAAGAAGAAGAAGAAGAAGAAUAGUACUCAUGGUCAUGAUUUGGUAUUUUCACCACACUCCAUUGGGAACCUCUUCUCGGUGGCGGUGUCGUUUUGUGACAAUCCUGAUGAUGACGUGGACGAUGACGUGGAUAAAACCCGUACUAGUCUGGUCAACACUUCGGAUUUGGCGGUGCACAUAAGGGGAGGAGUGAAGAGACUGUUGGAUGAGAAGUGGCUUGGCCUCUUGUCAUCCGAGCAAGGUGCGGAGAUGGUUUUCCAAGGGAUGAAGCAGUUGCGAAGCGGUCAACGCCCAUUUGUGAGUUUCUCGAGCUGGAUCGGGUUCGGGUUCGGCGACGUGGAUUUCGGGUGGGGGACGCCAGUGUGGAGUGGCGUGGUGGGAGAAGCUAGUGGGAAUAACCCUAUUAUGGGUAACGCGGUUCUCCUCAAGGAAUUAGCACCCAAGGGCGAGGAGAUCAACAAUGGCGUCGAGCUGUGGAUGAGGCUAGAUCCAGUUCUGAUGGCUUCUCUUGAAAAGAAUCCUCAAUUCUUGGAAAUGGCGUCUCCUAAUCCUCCUAUUGUUUUCUAG
Linum tenue is the source of this 1476-nucleotide messenger RNA. NCBI's taxonomy places the organism in Eukaryota, Viridiplantae, Streptophyta, Magnoliopsida, Malpighiales, Linaceae. The record is from the annotation of a GenBank genome assembly.